Messenger RNA from Dipodomys ordii (Ord's kangaroo rat), 889 nucleotides. It is a transcript of the gene Gpr149, whose product is annotated as G protein-coupled receptor 149. The transcript has a single exon. The record is from RefSeq and is a predicted model, not a curated record. Lineage: Eukaryota; Metazoa; Chordata; Mammalia; Rodentia; Heteromyidae. The annotation marks the transcript as partial.
CAACGGCUCGGACGCGUGGCCCGAGGCGCUCAACUCCACGGCGGCGCGCGGCGCGCCGGGCGCCCCGGACGUCGCCCUCUUCUGCGUGACGGGCGCGCUGGCGCUGGCCGCGCUGGCAGGCGGCGUGGGCUCGCUGGCAGCGCUGCUGCCCGUGCCUCGCCGGGGCGCGCUGCCCGCGCUGGUGGCCGCCUGCUCCGUGGACGACCUUGUGGGCGCCGUGGCGGCCGGGCUCUUCCUGCGCCUGCAGUGGCCCCGCGACGCGCCCGGCCACGCGCGGCCCCUAUGCGCCGCCGCCGCGCUGCUCUACACCGGCCAGGGCCUCUCCGGGAACCUCAAGGCCGCCCUCCUGGUGGGGUACAGCUUCGUCAGCCUGCGCCGGGCGGCGGGGACGCCGGCGGGCUGCCGGGGCCGUGGCAAGGCGCUGGGCGCGGCGCUGGGCGCGGGCGCUGCGGGCCUGGGGCUGGCUGCGCUGCCGCUGGGCGGCUGGGGCGCCUUCGAGCGCACGGCCUGGGGCUGCCGCGUGGCGGGGCCCGCCGUGCCGCCGCUCUGCGCGCUCUACGCCGCCGCCCUCGCGCUGCUCGCUGGCCUGGCCGGGCCACUCGCGCCGCCGCUCCUGUGCUCCGAGGCGCCGCCGCGAGCCCAGGCCCAGUACCGUGCGAUCACCGGCGGCGCGUCCGCCCCGGACUCCCCUCCGUCCGGGCGCCGCGCGGCCUCUGCCUCGGGGUCCCCGCCCGCGUCUCCGGGACCUGGCCUGCCCGACGCCCCCCAGGCCGGAGCCCGCGAGCGCCAGAACCCGUGGGACAGCCGGAGCUUCGAGCGCAGCGUGGCGCAGCGGCGCUUCGCCCUCAUCCUGGCGCUGACCAAAGCUGUCCUGUGGCUGCCCAUGAUG